CAAUUCACGGGAAAUUAAUCGCAAUAAGCAUCAUGAUACACAAGAGUGACACGAAUUUAUAGUUACGUGCAAGAAAUAGUGUCGAACUCGAUAAGUGUUCAAGAUAAGACGUUCAUGGCGGCCAGCAGUGUUUUCCCACUUCUGUUAGUAUUGUUUCAUAUAGCUGACGGACUAUCAGGGUACGGUCAGCUCUGUCUCAGCUGUGACAAAGUGGUACUGCCUCGGGACUGUGGUCAUGUAACAAGAUGUGGCGUUCACGAGAAAUGUGUGGUCACAAAGUACGUAACCAGUAGCGCAGUGGUUUGGUACAGAGUCGGGUGUAAAACGGCAGAUACAUGUAACAAACCAUCGAGUCAUGGACGUCGGAAUUCUGUAGGAGUCACUGAGGCAUCGCUGUGUGUUCACUGCUGUAAUGACACCGCGCUGUGCAAUCAACGCGGCUGUGGUACAACAGGAUUUGGUGCUAGCAAUUCUAUCUGUUACAAUUGUCUUCAACACAGAACUCCAAGUUCGUGUGACGACGUUACAGUGUGCAACCAGGAUCAGGCAUGUGGCAUCACACAGACAACCUUCGGUUCAGAUAAUUUCUACACCAGUGGGUGUUCACCAGUAGCGCAAUGUACACAUUCUCAUUCCCAAAUAUCGAUGUGUUGUAACAGCACAUUGUGUAAUGACCAUUUAAACUUGUCCUUGACGACAACUAGUGUCACUAGUAUUAAGACUACUGUCCCCUCGACAACGCGAGCUGUUACCAAGGUCACAGCGAGAACAACAAAGAGCACAGCUGCAAAUUGUGCGUCAGGCUGGAUUUUCGACGUUUACAAUAACAUUCAGUAUUGCAGACACGAAGAUGUAGGACUGGUGUCGUGGGCUGCAGCCAAGGCCAUAUGUGAAAGAAGCAACAGUCAUCUUCCAAUCGUCGAGUCGCGAGAGCAACUUGAGUUUAUCCAUUUACAACUGAAAGACCGACAGCCGAGCACAUUCAGAACCGUGUGGCUAGACGGCACAGACAUUAGUAGGGAGGGCUACUGGAUGUGGAGCAGCACUUCCGGUCAGCUGGUUUCUCCUCUAUUCUGGACAGUCUCACAGCCAGACAACUACUAUGGACCUCACUCAGAAAACUGUCUGAUGUACGGAGAGGAGUAUUUCUGGGGAUACAACGACGCCAAGUGUGACAGACUUGUCAGCGUACUUUGUCAGCACGGGGUACCACCUACACCUCAACUCAAAGCGUGUCCCAGCGGUAACUGGAUUGAACAUAUAGACCGGAAGUACUGUAUCGUAACGAUUAAUUAUAACUGGUACCAAGCAAAGGCAUUAUGCUCAUCUCUGGGAGCUCACCUACCGAUCGUAGAAUCAGACAGUGACAACAACUAUCUACGAGGACUCGUAGCUCAUGGGGACGUUUGGCUUGAUGCAACGGAGGAAUUUCACAACGGUGUAUUUAAAUGGAGUUCUACAGGCACGGCAAUUCAAUAUACUAACUGGACCCCAGGGGAACCCAACAACUACGCCAGCCAGCCAGAGUAUUGCGUAGAAUUCGGAGAGACAUAUGGCUGGAAAUGGAACGAUGCCACGUGUUAUGCUCAAAGGCCAACUAUCAACAAGGUGAUCUGCGAACGGUUUAAACCCCUAGCGUCGUCACCACUGAUUGGUUGAAUUCAAAUACGUAUAAUGCAUAUAAAUGGAACGUUUUAUAUUCGUAUCAAGGGUAUGUUUUAGUUUUUGAUAUUGAUAAUGUUUUACGAAUUUGUGUUUGAUUAGCUUUUCAAUUUAUCAACAUGAAACAUAAUUACUUAAUCAGUCGUACGAACAAAACAAAAUCGUAAUAGAGGAAUCUAAACUUCUGAAGUGAACUAUCAGGUUAUUUCGAAACUGUUAACGCAUGUACCCACAUUUAGUCUUAGUGAAAGAAAGAGUUUCUCGUAUAGCUCAUACAAUAAGUCAUGACUAACUAACUGUAUCUUCGGUAAUGAUAUAUUGUUCCUGAAAUUGCGUUUUACAUGUAUAUAUCUUAUGCAGCCCCCUGUAUUUUAACUACCAGUAAACAUUUAAAAUAUUUCGUGA
Messenger RNA from Pecten maximus, 2067 nucleotides. Its product is annotated as macrophage mannose receptor 1-like. The record is from RefSeq and is a predicted model, not a curated record. NCBI's taxonomy places the organism in Eukaryota, Metazoa, Mollusca, Bivalvia, Pectinida, Pectinidae. Gene Ontology annotation, cellular component: external side of plasma membrane. Bases 115 to 1659 code for a protein of 514 amino acids. Gene Ontology annotation, molecular function: carbohydrate binding. Gene Ontology annotation, biological process: biological process involved in interspecies interaction between organisms. The transcript has 15 exons.